AGUCUCUAUGGGGUCAAAAGGAAAGCAUAAAUAUUCUGUUAUAUGUUUGUAUGCAAGUGAGUUCCGUCAGUUGCGAGACCGAUGUUGUCCUUCUGAAGUGGAUUAUAUUGCUUCCUUAAGCCGUUGUAGGAAUUGGGAUGCCAAAGGUGGGAAGAGUAAAUCUUUCUUUGCUAAGACACUCGACGAUCGAUUAAUAAUAAAGGAGAUUAAGAGGACAGAAUUCGAUUCAUUCAUGAAGUUUGCACCCAACUACUUUAAGUACAUGGAUCAGUGUUAUGAGUUGCAUAAUCCGACCUGCCUUGCUAAAGUUCUCGGCAUUUACCAGGUCAUCGUAAGAGCAACUAAGAAUGGAAAAGAGACCAAACAUGAUCUCCUGGUGAUGGAGAAUCUGUCAUUUGGUCGAAACAUAACGAAACAGUAUGAUCUUAAAGGAGCUCUUCAUGCUCGAUUCAAUUCUGCUGGCAAUGGAUCGGGUGAUGUUCUCUUGGAUCAGAAUUUCGUCAAUGAUAUGAAUGAUUCACCUCUAUAUAUCAGUAUGAAAUCGAAGCGUAACUUGCAAAGAGCUGUGUGGAACGACACUACUUUCCUCCACUCGAUCAACGUGAUGGAUUAUUCUCUACUUGUGGGAGUAGACACUCAACGUCGGGAACUGGUCUGUGGCAUCAUAGAUUAUCUCCGACAAUAUACAUGGGACAAACAAUUAGAGAAUUGGGUCAAGUCUUCGCUGGUUGUUCCUAAGAACCAGCAGCCAACUGUUAUCUCUCCAAAAGAAUACAAAAAGAGAUUUAGGAAGUUCAUGGACACCCAUUUUUUGUGCGUGCCCGACCAUUGGUGCUCCCAUAGAUUGAGUAACCCCUGCAAACUUUGUGGCACCGCAACCGAGGAGGAAAACGGUUCUUUGCAUUUGAAGCCUCGAGAGCGUGGGGAUUAUGAUGACGAUUCUAGACCUCUAGCAAAGUCUCUAGAGCAACCCAAACAUGCAGAUAAAUCUCGUCCCAGUUCUCCAAAUCAUGGACGAAAUGGUUUUUCUGCCUGAACGUUAUCAGUCCACUUUCGUGUUAAUGAAUUUUACUGUAUGUUGUGUAGAUAUUGGUUCAGUAUGGCCGCUCACUUUCUGCUGGUUUUUUUCAGCAAAGUUGAUGGGGGCAUUACGUCUAUCUUCUUUUAUAGGUUAUUUCAUAUUUAUUGCAUAUAAGUUUUGUAUGUAUAUCUUCUUGAGUAAUUGUAAAAAAAGAAAAAGAAAUUGUCAUUGGUAUUCUCUAGAAUUCUAUUCUUUUAUAUGCUAUGAAUGGGAACGAAGUAUUAGGGAUUUGGAAAUA
This is a messenger RNA of Olea europaea var. sylvestris, 1319 nucleotides long. Its product is annotated as putative 1-phosphatidylinositol-3-phosphate 5-kinase FAB1D. The record is from RefSeq and is a predicted model, not a curated record. NCBI's taxonomy places the organism in Eukaryota, Viridiplantae, Streptophyta, Magnoliopsida, Lamiales, Oleaceae. The transcript has 3 exons. Gene Ontology annotation, cellular component: endosome membrane. Gene Ontology annotation, molecular function: 1-phosphatidylinositol-3-phosphate 5-kinase activity. Bases 8 to 1036 code for a protein of 342 amino acids. Gene Ontology annotation, biological process: phosphatidylinositol phosphate biosynthetic process.